This is a messenger RNA of Penicillium samsonianum, 939 nucleotides long. Its product is annotated as 4-hydroxybenzoate octaprenyltransferase. Bases 1 to 939 code for a protein of 312 amino acids. Gene Ontology annotation, cellular component: mitochondrial inner membrane. Gene Ontology annotation, biological process: ubiquinone biosynthetic process. NCBI's taxonomy places the organism in Eukaryota, Fungi, Ascomycota, Eurotiomycetes, Eurotiales, Aspergillaceae. The record is from RefSeq and is a predicted model, not a curated record. Gene Ontology annotation, molecular function: 4-hydroxybenzoate polyprenyltransferase activity. The transcript has a single exon.
AUGUCCCCCAUACCCCGUGGAUCGACUAUCCUCUCUUACCUCCCCAGUUCUUGGAUACCGUACGCCCAGCUAAUCCGACUUGAUAAACCCAUUGGAUUCGCUAUCGUUUAUCUCCCGUACCUCAUUGGCAUCAUUUAUGCGGCCAGUAUCGCACCUGAUGUCCUCCCCGUCUCUGAGCUCCUAGAUCGCGCCCGGAUCUUCCUGACGGGGAGCAUCCUUCUGCGCUCGGCAGGAUGCACCUGGGACGAUAUUGUCGAUCAAGACUUGGAUCGCAAGGUUGAGCGUAGCCGUGGACGGCCGAUUCCGAGAGGCGCCAUCUCUACUACCAAUGCGUUUUUGUUCACACUCGCCCUCUCCGCCAUGGGCGUAUACAACCUCCGGUUACUACCUAUUGAGUGCUCCUUCGACGCAGCAGUCAUCGUUGCCCUAUCGUUGAUCUACCCUUACCUCAAACGAUUCACCAAUUACCCCCAGGUCGUGCUUGGUCUGACCAUCGCAUUCGCCAUCAUUAUGGCAACACAUUCGCUGGGGGUGGAUCCGUGGGCCUAUCCCACUCACAUCUCAACAUGGAGUCUGUAUCUCUCGAUUGUGUUGCUGAUGAUGUUAUACGAUAUUAUCUACGCGCGGCAGGAUACCACGGAUGACGUCAGGGCCGGCGUAAAGGGCAUGGCUGUGCGCUUUCGACAUUCCAUCAGGUUGUUGGCUUCUUUGAUGGCCCUAGCCAUCACGAUCUUUCUGGGUAUAGUGGGCAUCGGUUCCUCAAUGGGCCUCGUGUACUACAUCCCCGCGGUUGGUGGUACAGGUUGCAGCUUGUGUGCCAUGGUCUUGCUCAUGGACCUAAGCAACCCAAAUAGUUAUCAUAGAUAUGUUGGGGGCGCGUAUAUGGUGACUAGUAUCUGCAUUCUUGGAGGCAUGGCUGGGGAAUAUGCCUGGAAGUGA